Tricharina praecox is the source of this 771-nucleotide messenger RNA. RefSeq lists its product as uncharacterized. The transcript has a single exon. The coding region runs from base 202 to 603 and encodes 133 amino acids. The record is from RefSeq and is a predicted model, not a curated record. Lineage: Eukaryota; Fungi; Ascomycota; Pezizomycetes; Pezizales; Pyronemataceae.
UGAAAUUCCCUCACACACCCACCGCGCGCGCGGGAUGCAACCCUCCCCUUGAGGCCACUCUGGAUCUCAGACAGCAUGAAGCGGCGGGUGCUGGGGAACCGGUCAAGGCACUCUGUGAUAGUACUUCGUCACACCAACCACCACGAUCAAAAUUGAGGUCGUCGGGCAGUCCGAGUUCCAGCGAGUGGGCAGACACAUGUGAUGCUGUCCAUCCUGGCCACCUUCCUUCUCUUCGCAGCUUCACGUCGGUGGGGGAGUCCGGAUCACCUACCUGAGUACCUCCCUAGCCGGCUGCACGCCAUCUGGCACUUCGAAGUUCACAUCCCCCGCAAAAAAAGACCUGUGCAGAAUACUUGGUUUGGUUCGGCGGAUUCUCACGGCACAAGCGCUCCCGAGAGACAUACGGCGUCAUGCCUCGAAAAGGCGAUUUCUUCAUGUGCACCGGCGAUGUUUGCUCGUUGCGGAAGGUUCGACUUGCUCGCCGUUGACGAGUUGCCCCCCAAGUUGCCCGAUGCCGUUAGAUUGGCUCGCCGAGACGGGGUUCUCCAGAUGAUGCGCGCAACCGAUGACACUCGCGCAUCGACCACCACCAACCACCACUAACCACCACCACCGCCACCACUACACAGCAACCCCACCGAAUGCCUCUUUACUCUCGAGCACUCUAGGCAAAUCGGAUGCUGGAAUUCGCAGCCGCCGCCGCAGAGCCGUUCGACUGUUCUCUCUCUGGUGAUGACGUCCGGGAGAACUUUCCAGCGCCGGUACCGGUUU